UUGUUUGCCUCUCAGCAACGUCACGUAAUAUUAUUAAUAUUCAUGAGCCAUCCAUCCAUGAUUCGGAAAUGCUCGUGCAAGUUCCACAGGUGAGUCGAAAAUCGCUGCAGUGACAACUGAUACACAAAACGACGGAGAACAGAGAGUGUUGGUGUUCGUGUACAGCUGGUUUUAAACGAUUCUGGACUGCUUUAAUAAGGUUAUCUAGCAGGCUCUAGGCCUCUUCCAUCACAAUGGCUAGCCAGCCAGACACUGCCAAUCCCAGCCAUGCUCUGUUUGACUGCUUUGUCAAGGCUCAGACUUGUAAAGAGGUGCAGCAGAACUUCAGCAAGCUCUGUAGCCACCUGGAGGUGGAUCCCAGAGACUACCAACUAUUCUACAGCAAACUGAAGGAAAGACUCAACUAUUGGAAGGCCAAAGAGCUCUGGCAGAAGAUAGACAAGAGAGCCGCCCAUCCGGACUAUGAUCAGGGCAAAGCAUGUCACCAAAACAAGUGUUUAGUGUUGGGUGCAGGCCCAUGUGGUUUGAGGACUGCUAUAGAGUUGGCUCUACUGGGUGCUCAAGUAGUUGUACUUGAGAAAAGAAGCUCUUUCACCAGAAAUAAUGUUCUACACCUCUGGCCCUACACCAUUCGAGACCUCCGUAACCUCGCCGCAAAGAAAUUCUAUGGCCGAUUCUGCUCUGGCUCCCUUGAUCACAUCUGUAUCCGUCAGCUGCAGCUGAUUCUGCUGAAACUGGCUCUGAUAUUGGGAGUUGAGGUGCACACAGGUGUGAGCUUUAAAGGUCUGCUUGAACCAUCAGGAAACACAGGAUGGAGGGCAGAAGUAUCACCUAAGUCCCACCCAGCUGCUUCUUUUCAGUUUGAUGUCUUUAUUUCAGCUGGAGGAGGAAGAUAUGUGCCAGAUGGUUUUAAGAUAAAGGAGCUAAGAGGGAAGUUGGCCAUCGGGAUUACAGCAAACUUCAUAAACCGUCACUCUAAAGAAGAAGCUCAGGUACCGGAAAUCAGCGGAGUGGCCCGAAUAUACAAUCAGCAAUUCUUCCAACGACUGCAGUCUGAGAUGGGCAUUGAUCUAGAGAAUAUUGUCUACUACAAAGAUGACACUCACUAUUUUGUCAUGACUGCCAAGAAGGCAAGUUUGUUAAAGAAAGGAGUGAUAAAGCAGGACUUCACUAAUGCAGAACAGCUUCUUGCACCAGCAAACAUCAACCAGGAGGCCCUGCUGCAGUACGCAUACGACGCCGCUAACUUCUCCACUGAACACAUGCUGCCAGAUCCGGAGUUUGCUCAGAAUCACGUGGGCCUGCCUGAUGUGGCCAUGUUUGAUUUCACAAGCAUGCAUAGAGCAGAGAACGCCUCUCUCGUGAAGGAGAGGAAAGGAAAGAAACUGCUCAUCGGACUAGUGGGAGACUGUCUGGUGGAGCCAUUUUGGCCUCUUGGGACCGGCAUUGCUCGUGGUUUCCUGGCUGCAUUUGACACCGCGUGGAUGGUUAAGAGUUGGGGCAAAGGUGUCUCGCCCCUGCAGGUGCUGGCGGAAAGGGAGAGUGUGUAUCAGUUACUCUCUCAGACAACUCCAGAAAACACAGGCAAGAACUACAGUGGAUACAGCAUCGAUCCAUCCACACGAUAUCCAAACCUCAAACUGUCCUCUAUCAAACCAAAACAGGUCCAGCAUCUGUAUGACAAAGAGGAAAAUGAUCACAUCAGCAAACCCACCAAGCAGAAGGAACCCACCAUAAAACCAAAACCUAAACAAGAGUCUAUCAGACGUCUGGAGGAGCUGUUGUCCUGGUGUCAGAGGAGCACAGCGGGGUAUGAGCAGGUGAAGGUGAUGGAUCUGAGCGAGUCCUGGAGGUCUGGUCUGGCUCUCUGUGCUCUCAUACACAACUUCAGACCUGAACUGAUUGAUUUGUCCCGUUUAGAUGAGUCCACUGCAGCUAACAACAUCCAGUUGGCCUUUGACCUUUUUGAGAGAGAGUUUGGCAUUGCUCCUGUCAUGCCUGCCAGUGAAAUGAGCAUGUGUCAUAAAAUCGACCAGCUCUCUAUGGUUGUCUACCUCACUCAGAUCCGCAACGCUCUCACAGAGAAAGAGACACCGGCAGAUUGCUCAAACAGUCUCUCGCCCCACAACAAGACCCUCUCCCUUUCCAGAACCCGAUCGGCUGUCUUAUUCAUCAACAAACUCAAGCACAACUCCCUCCAAAGACGUAAGGAGCGACUGGCAUUUGAACGAGUAUCAAGAAAGGAAAACAUGAAGGAGAAAGAGGAGAAGGAACUGAAACAGGAAAAACCUGUACCACCCAUUCCAUCAUCAGAUACGGGCGGCAGUGAGCUCUGUUAUUUCUGUCAGGAGCAUCUGUAUGUGCUGGAGAGAGGAAGCGCUGAGGGCAAGUUCUUCCACCGGAGCUGUUUCAAAUGCAAUCAGUGUGGCAACACCCUGCGACAGGGCGGAUACACUUUCCACUUCGAAACGGGGAGGUUCUACUGUGAACUGCACUCAGGGGCCGAGGAAGAGGAGGGUGAUGAAGAUCACAGAGGCUCACAGGAUCAUGCUGAGAAUGGCCAUAGUUAUAGAGAAAAUGAAAACAAGAAACAAAAAGGUGAAAUUGUGCAGAUCAGAUCCCCAUUGCAUCCCACCUCAGUCAGGCGGAAGGGCUCUUAUAAGAUUUCCGUUGAUCCAGACUUUGAAGAAUCAACCGAAUGCCCUACUCCCACAGAACAAGAUGACCAACCAUCAUCUAAUCAUGAGGACUCCAAAGAGCUGAAUCCAAAGAGCCAACCAGAAACCUCUAGCGUAGAAGAUCAACAAAACCAUGGCAGUCCAUCCAUUCCUGUUCCAGCCCCUCGAAAUUCUCGAAGUCCACUGUGCACACCACUCCCAAAACCUCGCACAGUCCAUAACGUGUUACCACAAGCUUCAAACACUCACCAAGACCAGAAACUAGAGGAGAAGAACAGUCAUCGUGACCUUACUCCAGACUCCAAACCCAAACAGUCUUUGCGCAAAAUUCAACUGAGCGAAGAGGAAAAGACAGACUUGCUCAAUCUGAGCUUCAGACAGGACUCUGACCCUGAAACUCCUGCCUCAUCUUCUGCUGCCUCCACUUCUUCCUCCAAGCAGCAUGAAGGAGGCGAGGAGGAUGGUUACUGGAGCGGAGGUAUAGCGGCAGGGAAGAGCUUGUGGGAACCGAAGAACCGCCGUUGCGUGAGGAGGAAGGGUGAGCCACCGGCUUCUGUCCAAGCACAGCACAGAAAGAUCCGGUCCAAAUUCUCCCCCUGGAACCUGUCUUCACCACGGUUACAACAGCGGUUCAGUGUGUUCCGAGUUGGACCUUCAGGACAAGCUCAACCAGAUCAUUACGUAUCAGAAGAUGACAAUGAAGAAGAUGUUGAUGAUGAUGAAGAAGAGGACGAAGAGGAUCUUGAAGCAGAAGAUCAUUUUCUGGAUUGUAAAAUUUCUGAGGCUGAGAAACGAGACCUGAUGAAGAUGAGAACUCUGGAAAGGAAAGCCAGGACGAGUGAAAUCCAGCGUUUCCACAAGGCUCAGUCGAUUCAGAGGAGACUGGAAGAGAUCGAGGUGACCUUUAAAGAUCUAGAGGACAAAGGAGUGGAGCUGGAGAGAGCUUUGAGAAGAGAAGCUGUGUCAGAUGACUCUGAAACGAUUGACCAGUGGAUUGAUCUGGUCCAGGAGAAGAACACUUUGCUUUCUGAGGAGUCCGAUCUCAUGGUGGCGUCUCGACAGCUGGAACUAGAAGACAAACAGAGUAUGUUAGAGAUGGAGCUACGGCGAUACAUGGAUAUGGAUGACUCCGAGAAGACCCCUGAGCAGAGAGCAUAUGAGGAGCAGAUCCUGCAGGAGAUGCUGGAUGUGGUGGCCAUGAGGGAUUCACUUGUGGCUUUCCUAGAGGAGAAGAGAUUGAAGGAACUUGAAGAGGAAACACUGGGAAACGCAAUACUGUUAUCCAAGAGACAUUCUCCUGCAGGAUCACAGGUGCACUGGGACACUGGGCACAAGAGACCAUAAACACACACGCAUCAACACACUCAACAAGAUCUUUCUGAUAAACAGAUUGCAUUAGCCUAUAUAAACAAAGUGAUUUGCUGGCACAUAUGCAUACAUUGCACAGUGAUGUGCAAAGACUCUGUACCAGUAAAACCAAAGACAUUUGCUUGGAGUUCAAGCUCCAACCUCACGAUUUGCGUGCAAAGGCUUUUGCCAGGUUUCACUCCUAUAGAAAUCUGCGUAAAACGGAUGUCGGAAUUCUGACUGAAUUCUGAAAACUACCGAAUGUUCUGGAGUUCCACGACUGGCUCAGCAUUCCCUGCCCGGGCAGAGUGUUGCAUGAGACCAACGGAAAAUCGGGGACACACACACACACACACACACACACACACUUUGAUGCUCAAACACAGCCACAGCAGUCGUGCAGUACUUUUAAUGAGAGCUGGACUUCACAUGACACACGGCUUUUGUGAUUAUAUAAUGUCUCGCUUUUUUAAAGAGUUGUCUACUAUAGUCAAAGAUGUUCUAGAUAUCGAAAUGUCCAUAUGAUGAAAAUAUUAUUCAAAUAUAUAUCAGAUUGACAGUAAUACUGAACUUACACCAAUAUCAUGUCUUCAACAGCACUUGCAUUGUAAAAUGAUGACUAUAUUAUGGCUUUGCAACAUUGAGAUAUUCAAUAUCAAAAUGGGCUUUUGUGCAAUGUACUAUUUUUCUAUGUAACUCAUUGUAUUUUGUUAUUAUUAUUAUUAUCAAGCUUAAGAAAUGAUUGUUAUUAUAUAUUGUUUUGAUAUUUUUUGCAUGAUCAUGGUUUCGAUUCUCAGGGGAACAUCUGCCUGGCUUGGUCUCCAUUUAUAUAUUUGGAGUUACAUAUAAACACAUAUGGAUUUUAUAAGUAUUUAUACAUAAUACUUGUUCAUGAAGUCAUUUUAGGGAGGCACAACGGAGGAAAUGCGCUGAAAUCUAACUAGGCCUCUAUCUGCACUGUGGGAUUUUAGUGGCAUUAACAAAUUUCCUUUUCUGUUUACACGUCUUUGCAGGACUGAGAAUAAUUAACUUUUUGUCCGAGAGGAAUUUGUGGAACUUGAGUAUUUGGGGAACAGUAGUGUAAUUUUGCUGUUUGCCUUUGGUCACUAGUUGUGUUUCUUUCUUUUCUUUAAAUAUUUUCACACACCGGCAGUUUUUCUUUUCCUAUGGGUGAAAAUAUUCACUGAAUACACAAA
Xyrauchen texanus (razorback sucker) is the source of this 5221-nucleotide messenger RNA. RefSeq names its product F-actin-monooxygenase mical1-like. The transcript has 24 exons. Gene Ontology annotation, molecular function: protein binding; FAD binding. The record is from RefSeq and is a predicted model, not a curated record. The coding region runs from base 234 to 4022 and encodes 1262 amino acids. NCBI's taxonomy places the organism in Eukaryota, Metazoa, Chordata, Actinopteri, Cypriniformes, Catostomidae.